ACGAACGAUCUUACAAUCUAUCGGGUGGAUGAUUUCAUAAGCGUAAGUAACAGUUUGCGGAUGAAGGUGCCAGUUACUGGAUGAAAGCAAAAACAAAACAAUGUUGUGCUACAAAUUCUAACCGGUGUGUUAAAUAGACAACAGGCUAGCGAGACAGCUGGCUGGUGUGCCCCGAGGAGGUAGGGUAAUACAAUGUUUAGUAAACACAUGGCAAUGGGUGGAUCUUGUUAUUAGCCGACGUUCACGUGAGGCAAAAAUUAAACCUUGCAUAGACUGCCAACGCCGUCGACAAGCACCUAGGCCAUACACUUAGUCGCUCCAUUGAUUUAAUGGGCUCAGUUCUGCGGUAAACAACGCGCAUGUUUGUGUUGUUUUACGCAUGUAAAAUUUUAAAAAAUUUCCCACUGCCCACACCGCAUCAACAAGCAGCGGUGGUUGUUGGUUGUUUUAGCAAACAAGACAAAGCCGUUACUACCGAAUUUCUUAAAGUCACCCCUGUUCCCUUAUCAAGCGAGAGGGUGAGCAAGAUGUUUACUGCAGCCCAGUCGCCCCGACAACAUUAACUCCUGAAUAACUUCCCCAACCGUGUUUGGGUGUGUUUAUGUGUGUGAGUGUGUGUAUGCUUGGUUUCUACGCAGUGCAUCGUCGGUCAAGGAUUGUCCUCAUAAUUGGUAAGAUCGUCAGUGACAACACCACAGCCUUACCUCAUCACAUAAAAGGGAAGCGACAGCCAGCAGCGCAACACAGGUAAGCACGUGGUCGCUGGUGUUGCAACCGUUUGGAAGCGAAUUGACACACAAUUCGCAUUGUAUCGCACAAAUGUCUGGCCGACCGUCUUAUGUCGAUCAUCAAUCAAUUCAGCUUACAGCGGAGGCUGUAAACGUAGAGUAACAGGCAAGACGAGCCACGAACUGAGAAGCGACGACAAUGACGAUAAUGCUUCCCCUGUCGAUGGCCGACUGUGUCGAUUAGACAACAAUUCGGACCGAACCGGACUGAUAAUGGGAAAUUCGAGCCACCGAGCCACUGGCAGGAGGAGUGGGUUCGAAUUGAACCGUUUUACCUUUACCUAUCCGGAGAGCGCAUCCGCCAUCGAAGCAACCAAACCCGGAAACUCCGCACUUGACCCAACACGCCACUGCCAAGAUGAUGUCCAGAAAGCUGAUCGAUGAAAGCCGGGAAGGAUACCUGGAGAAUGAAAACUCCCCCUUCCUGAUCAGCAACUACGGGUACGGCAAGGACAGCGUGAAGGUAAUGCACGUGGUGCGCAGCGGGCUGGUGCACACGAUAAAAGAGUUUGAGGUGGGCACAAAGCUGAAGCUACGCAGCCAGAAGGACUAUCUUGAGGGCGAUAACAGCGACAUUGUGGCAACGGAUUCGCAGAAAAACACCGUCUACCUGUUGGCGCGCAAGCACGGCCUCAAGUCACCGGAAGAGUUUGGCAUCCUGCUGUGUCAUCACUUUCUCAGCAAGUACUCGCACGUGGAGGAGGUGUCGAUACACAUCGAGGAGUAUCCGUGGUCGCGGAUGGGCUUCGGUACCGGCCCGUACAAGGAUCUGCAUAAUCACGCGUUCGUCUUCACGCCGACCGCCAUCCGGUACACGGACGUCACGCAGAAGCGAACCGAAAUCAAACCGACCGUCAUCAGUGGGCUGACGGAUUUGCGCGUCCUCAAGACGACACAGUCGGCGUUCGUGAACUUCGUCAACGAUGAGUAUCGCUCGCUGCCCGACCAGCACGACCGUAUUUUCAGCACGGUGGUCCGUUCCUCCUGGCAGUACUCAACCGUCACCGGGGUCGAUUUUGAUUACUGCUGGAACAAGGUGAAGCAGUGCAUCCUGAACAACUUUGCGGGCGAAACGGAGAAGGGCAUCUUUUCGCCGAGCGUCCAGAACACGCUCUACCUGGCGGAGAAGCAGGUGCUGGAGACGAUACCGGAAAUUUCGUCCAUCGACAUGACGAUGCCAAACAAGCACUACUUCACGUUCGACUUCAGCAAGUUCCCGAAGGUGGUGAACGAGGUCGAGCUGAAGGAGGAGACGGUGUACGUGCCGGUGGACAAGCCGGCGGGCAUCAUCUACGCCCAGCUCGAUCGGAAAUCGGAUCAGUACGUGAAGAGUAAGCUGUGAGAUGGUUGCCUGUGGAUGGAUGGAGAACUGUGACCCGCGAAACCGGGCAACGCUAGUGGACUGUUUGGUCUUUGUUUUUAUUCUAUGAACGCUAAGGUGUGUCCUCAAGUAAACGUUAGCGUAAGUGAUGAUGUCAUGCCGAGCUUCCUUGUAUGGUCAUCUUGGCUGGACUGUACCUCUGUCCCGUGAAUUAUUGCUGAAUGUUUGCACGACUUUGAAGCGCCAAUUGUUAAUACUUAUCGUUUGUUUUUGUGGUCAAAAUGAUGCUCCAAAAAGGUUAUGAUUCAUGCAAACAAACGACACUUUUCGAAUGUUUGCGUGGUGGGCAGUGAAGAGUGAAAUAAUUAAUUCUUUGGAAUUGAUGCACACACCCUUUGGAACAUGCAUCAAAGGAUUGGAGGGAAAAUCAAUUUGUUUGAUUGAAGCGUUGAGUGUGGGAAGUGCAUUUGUAUCAUUUUUUUGUGCAUUUAUUACACUCCCACAGAGUAGCAGAGAAGCCAGAACGUUCCAGUUUGAUUGUUAAUAUAAGUCGAUAAGGAUAAUUUUAUCUCAAUAAAUGAUAUUAUAGCAUUA
Anopheles arabiensis is the source of this 2703-nucleotide messenger RNA. It is a transcript of the gene Uro, whose product is annotated as uricase. Lineage: Eukaryota; Metazoa; Arthropoda; Insecta; Diptera; Culicidae. Gene Ontology annotation, biological process: urate catabolic process; purine nucleobase catabolic process. The record is from RefSeq and is a predicted model, not a curated record. The transcript has 5 exons. Gene Ontology annotation, cellular component: peroxisome. Bases 1147 to 2130 code for a protein of 327 amino acids. Gene Ontology annotation, molecular function: urate oxidase activity.